GUAAACAAUAUUUGACGUUUGCGGCUUACAUCAGCUGAUCAAUUGAAAGAUAUGCAACCCAUUUUACAUGAAUUAUCAGAAUUUUGAGUGUUCGAAUGACAAUUUAAUUUCAAUCCUGUUUUUAAUCUCCAAAUGUAUCAUUCAUCUUGUACAGAACUGACGAACAUCUCAAAUCACAUAUUCUGGAGAUUUUUCAAUUCCUUCGACACGGUACUAACAUGCUGCGAAGGGGUUUUAUGGAAUUCUGAUAAGGAAAUAAAGGGGUCGUCCGUAACGUUGAACCGUUUGAGAGAAUGCGGGAAACAAAUAUUUUUCUUCACGAAUAACACGCUGCGAACUAGAGAGGAGGUAGUGUCGCAUGCCGAAAAAUUGGGAUUCGUCAUACACAAGAAUGAAGUGGUAACCAGUUCGUUUCUUACGGCUUACUACCUGAGGAGCCAAAAUUUCAAUGACACGGCUUACGUGAUAGGUUCAAGAGGACUUGCUCACGAACUGGAAACCUUUGGUAUCACUUACAUAGGCACUGGGCCAGAUCCUUCUUCGGAAACAAUUCACGAAACCUACCUGGCAGCUAAAAUAGAACCCAACGUGAAAGCCGUGGUUGUUGGUCUGGACGAACAUUUUUCCCUUUCGAAAAUGAUCAAAGCCGCGACGUAUCUGGAAGAUCCUACUUGUGAAUUUGUGGCGCUCAACUCCGAAGAGAGGAGAAGCGGUUUCAGCCCUAAAGCCGUUCCUUCGACCGGAGCAAUUUUAACAGCCAUCGAAACCUGCUCUGGAAGGAAAGCGAAAAUUUUGGGGAAACCUAGCAAAUAUAUCAUGGAAUAUCUGAAGAUGCAUCACUGCAUAGACGCACAAAGAACAUUGCUGCUGGGAGAUAGGUUGAAAAUAGACAUACUACUAGGACAAGAAUGUGGGUUUCAAACUCUUAUAGUAUUAUCUGGAAUGACCCAAACUGAUGAAGUGCAUGCAAAACUUCGAUCCAGUUUACUAGGAGAAACAACAGAUGGACUUUUACCAGACUUGUAUACCAAGUCGUUAGAAGAUAUGUUGCCAUUUCUGAAACUUUGA
Coccinella septempunctata (seven-spotted ladybird) is the source of this 1068-nucleotide messenger RNA. Its product is annotated as glycerol-3-phosphate phosphatase-like. Gene Ontology annotation, cellular component: cytoplasm. The record is from RefSeq and is a predicted model, not a curated record. The transcript has 4 exons. The coding region runs from base 133 to 1068 and encodes 311 amino acids. Gene Ontology annotation, molecular function: phosphatase activity. NCBI's taxonomy places the organism in Eukaryota, Metazoa, Arthropoda, Insecta, Coleoptera, Coccinellidae.